Molecule: messenger RNA, 1665 nt
Organism: Odontomachus brunneus
Lineage: Eukaryota; Metazoa; Arthropoda; Insecta; Hymenoptera; Formicidae
Product: cytochrome P450 6k1-like
Exons: 5
Coding region: 1-1527 (508 amino acids)
Molecular function (GO): oxidoreductase activity, acting on paired donors, with incorporation or reduction of molecular oxygen; monooxygenase activity; heme binding
Source: RefSeq, a predicted model, not a curated record
AUGGAGACGAUAGAGUCGACGAACUGUUCCUUAAUUUACUGCACGACGGCAUUAGCGAUAUUCAUCGGCCUCUUCUAUGCAUACGCCAAAUACAAAUUGUCUUACUGGAGCAGACGCGGAGUCAAAACUCCUCCCACGCACUUGAUCUUCGGUAACUUUAAAGACGCGCUUCUUUUCAAAAAACCGCCCGCGGAAAUGAUGCGCGAAAUCUACGACAGUGCCGAUCCAGAAGAUCCUUACAUCGGCUUUUACAUCUUUCACAAACCCAUGCUACUUUUGCGGGAUCAUGAUCUCAUCAAGCAAACGAUGGCUACACACUUCGAUAUUUUCCCGAAUCGACGAUUCGGUUCGUCAACUGAAACGGACUUACUGGGUUUGCGUAAUCUCUUCUCCAUUACAUCCCAGCCAGUUUGGAAAUAUUUGAGAACCAAGUUAACUCCAGCUUUAACCGGACAGAGGUUGAAGGCCAUGAUGCCGCUAAUAAUGCAGUGCAGGGAACAUUUGUUGACAUAUAUCGAUGGAUUACCAACGGAUGAGAAUGGUUGGACGGAGCCUCAAGACACGCUAGAAAUUUCAUCCCGUUAUAUCAAUGAUGUUUUCGCCUCUGUGAUAUAUGGUACCGACGUGAAUUCAUUUGACGUUAACAAUAGCGACUUUUUCGAAGCAGCCCUAAAAAUAUUGAGAGGUUUUAAACGUGCCAUAGUCGUUUUCAUUUAUUUCUUUAUUCCUACACUGAUUCCUUUAAUUAAGCCGUUCUCUACAUGGCCUAUAAAUUAUUUCCGCAAACGUUUUAAGGCGACUAUAAAGUAUAGAGAACAAACAGGAAAUAAGAGAGGAGAUUUUGUAGACUUUCUGAUAAUGCUCAAGAAUGGAGAAGAGAAUCCUCUGUUCAAAUUCGAAAGCGAGAACGCUUUGCUGGCGCAAGCAUCUGGUUUUUACGUUGCUGGAUUCGAAUCGUCUGGGACCUUAAUUGCGUGGGCUAUUUACGAAUUGGCGCAUAAUCCGGAGUAUCAAAACACUUUGUACGAGGAAAUAAAGAAGUAUCUGUCAGGGAAAGAAAUAACUAUGGAAUUAAUUAACGAAAUGCCUUUCUUGGAUUGCGUUGUAAACGAAGCGUUGAGGUUGCAUCCUCCUAUACCAGUCGUCGACAGGAUAGCUGAAAAGGACUUUGAGGUGCCAGAGACUGGGUUAGUGAUUGAAAAAGGUGUUUCAAUAUAUGUAUCUAUAAAUUCAACGAAUCAAGAUUCUAGAUACUUCAAUGAUUCGUGCAAUUUUGUUCCAUUGAGAGAGACAAAAAACAAGAAAUUCUACGAAUCACUGACAUUUGGUAUUGGACCACGAUCAUGUACAGCACAAAGGCUGACCUCAUUAGUGGCGAAAAUUACAUUAAUCAAUUUUGUCUUGAAUUACGAAAUAAGUUUAUCACAUAAAAAUGAGGAAAUUAAAAACGAAACCAGUGAAUUAACAGUUCAUAUAUUUAAAUACCCGAUUGAUGGUCUCAAUGUGAGAUUCAAGAAACGUGAAUAAAAUUAUACGUUAAAAAGCGAAUAAAUACGUUAAAAAGCGCGUUAAUUGACGUUAAGUAUCGAUAUUUGGUAUAAAUUAAAAUAAAUAUUAAAUUAUUAUAUUUUUAUACGUAUAUCUCAGAUAGGAACUGCUUAAAAA